Messenger RNA from Pocillopora verrucosa, 1600 nucleotides. NCBI's taxonomy places the organism in Eukaryota, Metazoa, Cnidaria, Anthozoa, Scleractinia, Pocilloporidae. The record is from RefSeq and is a predicted model, not a curated record.
CUUUAAUUCUCGCGCACGCAGUUCGUGUCACGAGAUCUUGCUACUAAUAGAUCGUUCUAACAGUACGAGUCACAUUUCGACUGGAAUACAAAAAGCCAACAAUACAAAAGGAUCUGACGAAGAAAGCUGCUAGCUCUUCAAUCUUGAGAGCGGAAGAAUGCGCUCGAAUUUUCUUCGCUACGCGUCGUUUGUCUUAGUUCUACUGACAAAGGUGCCUCGUUGCAGUGAGGCCCUCAGAUGUUAUGCGUGUGUAUCUAACAUAUCUUGGGAGGAAUGCAAUGCGAAAAUGGAACUCAUAGACUGUCCUGAUGGGCACGACGAAGUUUGCAUCAAAGAACAUCUAGUGCGUUACAAGGAACUCACUGGAGAUGAAUACGAGGAACUUUUUUCCAGAACUUGUGGUACGGCAGAUUUGUGCACAAACAAAAACUGCGAAAAAUAUGGAGUGCGGUGCGACCCUAAAUGCUGUCAUGAGGAUCUAUGCAAUACAGCUAGCACGGAACUAUCAACUCGAACAAUGUUGGUGACGAGACUGAUGUUCGUGAAUUUAAUCGCCAUAUUUCUUUCAUGAAACCACUCCAACGAAUAUAUCACCUAUUUAAUCCUUUAAAGGAGACUGGGGCAUUUUACCCGUAGGGAAUAAAUUUUCAUUUGUAAAUGGUCAUAGCGGGUACGUCGCGGAUCACUCAACUUAAAGACGUAGGUGUAAAGUUUUAAAACGACUCGCAAUUCUGUACUAAUGUCACUGCAUAUUGCCACUUCUUAAGACCUGUCAGGCUUUAAUCACCGACAAAACAUAUACCGCUAAGUAUUCUUUAUCAGGUCCGCGAGAAGUAUCUUACCACCUCCAACGUUUAAGUCAUCUUUUUCAAGAGACUCCGUUUCUAUGUCAACGAAAGUCCUAAGCUGUUAACGCAAUACACCGUUUCCAGAGAGAAACGGUCACAGGUUUGCUGAAAGCGCCUCAACUCCCAUGCGUUUUUAACUUGAUUCCCAGUACUUUUCAAAAUUAAGUAUCAUUGUUGACCUAUUCAGCAAAGUAGAGGGGAACAUGAAAAGAAGAAAAACUCCCCAGUUGAUUACCUCAACGAAGAAACUGGAAAGAGUGCACAACGAUGAUUCAAAAUGCCUGUCAUUGACAUUAUCAUACCCAGUAGCGGUGCAGUAAAUGCUGUCACUCAGAUUAGAAGCAAAAGUGGUGAUCUGGAUGAGGAAAAGUGCCAAGGCAAUAAAAAAAAUUCAAAGACAGGUUUCCAACAGGAAGAAAACUAUGUCCGGAAAGCCACAGGUUGAAGGUCAUUUCCUUUGUUUUUAAUUUCUGAGAGAAACUUUUCAUAUGAAGAUUGUUUUAGCCUCCAAAUUUAACAACAAUUAAUUUGAAUCAUGCAUGCAAAUAGUCUCUCGUCAAAAGAACCCGGAAAUAGUCCAGCUUACGUUCUGUCCUAAUGAUAAAACCCACCGAAAGUGAACGAAACUUUACCAUAAACCAACAAACUAUCAAUAAAAUGGAUAUAACCUAGUUAAUCUGUUCUUAACCCAUAUGCAAUAGCUUUAUUUAAACAAGAUGUGAACACAGGAAUCCAGAUGGACAGAAGAAAUC